This is a messenger RNA of Colletotrichum karsti, 1131 nucleotides long. RefSeq names its product glycosyltransferase family 17. The transcript has 2 exons. The record is from RefSeq and is a predicted model, not a curated record. Gene Ontology annotation, molecular function: beta-1,4-mannosylglycoprotein 4-beta-N-acetylglucosaminyltransferase activity. Gene Ontology annotation, cellular component: membrane. Lineage: Eukaryota; Fungi; Ascomycota; Sordariomycetes; Glomerellales; Glomerellaceae. The coding region runs from base 1 to 1131 and encodes 376 amino acids. Gene Ontology annotation, biological process: N-acetylglucosamine metabolic process; protein N-linked glycosylation.
AUGCCCGCCAUGAACAUGACCAAACCCUCCUCGAGCCACCAGAUCAAGUAUCUGGCCGUCGUCGCCUCAGUCGUCUUCAUCUGGCUAGUCUGGCGCCUCGACCUCCACCAAGGCGUCGCCGAGCAAGCCCGCAAGAUCGCCCAUCCGCACAUCAGCACGCCCUACGACGCCCUCAAAACGAGCGGCCUCGGCGGCCCGGGCCUCGCCAGCGGCGAGGUCCUCCCGCCCGAGAAGGCCGCCGAGUACUGCGACCACUACCGCCUCAAGCCCGCGGCCCACGACCUCGUCCGCCGCCGCAAGGUCUACGACCUCCUCCUCGUCAACACCGAGGUCGAGAUGCUCGAGCUCCGCAUGGGCCAGAUGGCCCCUUACGUCGACUACUUCGUCAUCCUCGAGUCCGACACCACCUUCACCGACCAGAAGAAGCCCCUCUACAUCAAGGAGAACUGGGACCUCUUCCGCCCCUGGCACGACAAGAUGAUCCUGCGCCAGAUGGACCUCGAGGCCCUCAAGGACGGCUCCACCUGGGACCGCGAGGCCAAGAGCCGCAACGCCAUGUACGAGCAGGUCAUCCCGGGGCUGACGGGCGAGCAGGCCGCGUCCGUCGACGACGUGCUCAUCGUCUCGGACGUCGACGAGAUCCCCAAGCCCGAGGUCCUCCGCGCGCUGCGCAACUGCGCGAUCCCGCCGCGCGUGACGAUCCACUCCAAGAUCUACUACUACUCGUACCAGUGGCUCGCGCGCAACGACUGGACGCACCCGCAGGCGACGGUGUACCGCGGCGCCGACACGGUGCUGCCGGACGACCUGCGCCGGAACGCCGACGACCACCACUUCAACCACGGCGGGUGGCACUGCAGCUACUGCUUCAGCACGGUGGAGGAGAUGGCGCAGAAGAUCAACUCGUUCUCGCACGCCGAGCUGAACAAGCCCGAGUUCAAGGACCCGGACUGGGUUGUGCAGGUCGCGCGGAGGGGUCUCGACAUCUUUGGCAGAGGCGAGUCGAAUUUCGACCGCGUGGAACACAACUACGACGUCCCGGACUACGUCAAGAAGAAUCACGAAAAGUUCAAGUUCCUCCUGGACCGCGACCCUCCUAACGGCAAUUUCAGGGACUACACGCCAAAGUAG